GUCGGCCUGUGCGGCGCUGCGGCGGAGCGGGCCAUGGCAGUGGGGAGCGGGCGAGUGUAGUGCUGCGCGGGGCAGGCGGGAGGUGAUCGAGAGAGGCAGGGAUGGGGGCGCCGGAGUGGAGCGGUUGCGGCGGCCUGGGCUGCUGACUGCGCACUUGGAAUAGUAGCAGGCGGCGGCGGCGGAGCGCCAGGCAGGUGAGUGCGGCGGCCGGGACCCGGAUGCGGCGCCGGCUGCGGUGCCCCCGGGCGUGCUGGCGGUGCGUUCUAGCUUGCCGCUACCUGCGGCGCUGGCGACUCUUGUGGUUGCACCGCGCUUCCUUCCAGCUUGGAGGAUAACCGCCUACCGGCCGGUGGGGGCGUCUGGCUUGGUUGCGGCCCGCCCUGGGCUCUCCAAGUGUAUGUUUUAACUGGAAAAAGUCUUCCAUGAAAACGUCACUUUUAAAAAAUAAGUAAUGCCAUCUGUUUUCCUAAAAGACUGAAAUGGGGGCGACCAUUCUUAGGGCCCCGUGGUUAUGAAUGUGCUUCAGUUUCAUAAUGCCUCCUGCUAUGGCAGACAUCCUUGACAUCUGGGCGGUGGAUUCACAGAUAGCAUCUGAUGGCUCCAUACCUGUGGAUUUCCUUUUGCCCACUGGGAUUUAUAUCCAGUUGGAGGUACCUCGGGAAGCUACCAUUUCUUAUAUUAAGCAGAUGUUAUGGAAGCAAGUUCACAAUUACCCAAUGUUCAACCUCCUUAUGGAUAUUGACUCCUAUAUGUUUGCAUGUGUGAAUCAGACUGCUGUAUAUGAGGAGCUUGAAGAUGAAACACGAAGACUCUGUGAUGUCAGACCUUUUCUUCCAGUUCUCAAAUUAGUGACAAGAAGUUGUGACCCAGGGGAAAAAUUAGACUCAAAAAUUGGAGUCCUUAUAGGAAAAGGUCUACAUGAAUUUGAUUCCUUGAAGGAUCCUGAAGUAAAUGAAUUUCGAAGAAAAAUGCGCAAAUUCAGCGAGGAAAAAAUCCUGUCACUUGUGGGAUUGUCUUGGAUGGACUGGCUAAAACAAACAUAUCCACCAGAGCAUGAACCAUCCAUCCCUGAAAACUUAGAAGAUAAACUUUAUGGGGGAAAGCUCAUCGUAGCUGUUCAUUUUGAAAACUGCCAGGACGUGUUUAGCUUUCAAGUGUCUCCUAAUAUGAAUCCUAUCAAAGUAAAUGAAUUGGCAAUCCAAAAACGUUUGACUAUUCAUGGGAAGGAAGAUGAAGUUAGCCCCUAUGAUUAUGUGUUGCAAGUCAGCGGGAGAGUAGAAUAUGUUUUUGGUGAUCAUCCACUAAUUCAGUUCCAGUAUAUCCGGAACUGUGUGAUGAACAGGGCCCUGCCCCAUUUUAUACUUGUGGAAUGCUGCAAGAUCAAGAAAAUGUAUGAACAGGAAAUGAUUGCCAUAGAGGCUGCCAUAAAUCGAAAUUCAUCUAAUCUUCCUCUUCCAUUACCACCAAAGAAAACACGAAUUAUUUCUCAUGUUUGGGAAAAUAACAACCCUUUCCAAAUUGUCUUGGUUAAGGGAAAUAAACUUAACACAGAGGAAACUGUAAAAGUUCAUGUCAGGGCUGGUCUUUUUCAUGGUACUGAGCUCCUGUGUAAAACCAUCGUAAGCUCAGAGGUAUCAGGGAAAAAUGAUCAUAUUUGGAAUGAACCACUGGAAUUUGAUAUUAAUAUUUGUGACUUACCAAGAAUGGCUCGAUUAUGUUUUGCUGUUUAUGCAGUUUUGGAUAAAGUAAAAACGAAGAAAUCAACGAAAACUAUUAAUCCCUCUAAAUAUCAGACCAUCAGGAAAGCUGGAAAAGUGCAUUAUCCUGUAGCGUGGGUAAAUACGAUGGUUUUUGACUUUAAAGGACAAUUGAGAACUGGAGACAUAAUAUUACACAGCUGGUCUUCAUUUCCUGAUGAACUCGAAGAAAUGUUGAAUCCAAUGGGAACUGUUCAAACAAAUCCAUAUACUGAAAAUGCAACAGCUUUGCAUGUUAAAUUUCCAGAGAAUAAAAAACAACCUUAUUAUUACCCUCCCUUCGAUAAGAUUAUUGAAAAGGCAGCUGAGAUUGCAAGCAGUGAUAGUGCUAAUGUGUCAAGUCGAGGUGGAAAAAAGUUUCUUCCUGUAUUGAAAGAAAUCUUGGACAGGGAUCCCUUGUCUCAACUGUGUGAAAAUGAAAUGGAUCUUAUUUGGACUUUGCGACAAGACUGCCGAGAGAUUUUCCCACAAUCACUGCCAAAAUUACUGCUGUCAAUCAAGUGGAAUAAACUUGAGGAUGUUGCUCAGCUUCAGGCGCUGCUUCAGAUUUGGCCUAAACUGCCCCCCCGGGAGGCCCUAGAGCUUCUGGAUUUCAACUAUCCAGACCAGUACGUUCGAGAAUAUGCUGUAGGCUGCCUGCGACAGAUGAGUGAUGAAGAACUUUCUCAAUAUCUUUUACAACUGGUGCAAGUGUUAAAAUAUGAGCCUUUUCUUGAUUGUGCCCUCUCUAGAUUCCUAUUAGAAAGAGCACUUGGUAAUCGGAGGAUAGGGCAGUUUCUAUUUUGGCAUCUUAGGUCAGAAGUGCACAUUCCUGCUGUCUCAGUACAAUUUGGUGUCAUCCUUGAAGCAUACUGCCGGGGAAGUGUGGGGCACAUGAAAGUGCUUUCUAAGCAGGUUGAAGCACUCAAUAAGUUAAAAACUUUAAAUAGUUUAAUCAAACUGAAUGCCGUGAAGUUAAACAGAGCCAAAGGGAAGGAGGCCAUGCAUACCUGUUUAAAACAGAGUGCUUACCGGGAAGCCCUCUCUGACCUGCAGUCACCCCUGAACCCAUGUGUUAUCCUCUCAGAACUCUAUGUUGAAAAGUGCAAAUACAUGGAUUCCAAAAUGAAGCCUUUGUGGCUGGUAUACAAUAACAAGGUAUUUGGUGAGGAUUCAGUUGGAGUGAUUUUUAAAAAUGGUGAUGAUUUACGACAGGAUAUGUUGACACUCCAAAUGUUGCGCUUGAUGGAUUUACUCUGGAAAGAAGCUGGUUUGGAUCUUCGGAUGUUGCCUUAUGGCUGUUUAGCAACAGGAGAUCGCUCUGGCCUCAUUGAAGUUGUGAGCACCUCUGAAACAAUUGCUGACAUUCAGCUGAACAGUAGCAAUGUGGCUGCUGCAGCAGCCUUCAACAAAGAUGCCCUUCUGAACUGGCUUAAAGAAUACAAUUCUGGGGAUGACCUGGACCGAGCCAUUGAGGAAUUUACACUGUCCUGUGCUGGCUACUGUGUAGCUUCUUAUGUCCUUGGGAUUGGUGACAGACAUAGUGACAACAUCAUGGUCAAAAAAACUGGCCAGCUCUUCCACAUUGACUUUGGACAUAUUCUUGGAAAUUUCAAAUCCAAGUUUGGCAUUAAAAGGGAGCGAGUGCCUUUUAUUCUUACCUAUGAUUUCAUCCAUGUCAUUCAACAAGGAAAAACAGGAAAUACAGAAAAGUUUGGCCGGUUCCGCCAGUGUUGUGAGGAUGCAUAUCUGAUUUUACGACGGCAUGGGAAUCUCUUCAUCACUCUCUUUGCGCUGAUGUUGACUGCAGGGCUUCCUGAACUCACAUCAGUCAAAGAUAUACAGUAUCUUAAGGACUCUCUUGCAUUAGGAAAGAGUGAAGAAGAAGCACUCAAACAGUUUAAGCAAAAAUUUGAUGAGGCGCUCAGGGAAAGCUGGACUACUAAAGUGAACUGGAUGGCCCACACAGUUCGGAAAGACUACAGAUCUUAACGAUCAGCCUUCGCUCCUAAUGUAUUUGUUGGUUUCAUUUCAUUUUCAUUUUGCACUUGCACUAAAUUGAACAUGACCCUGUUAGAGAUGUUAUAAAGGGAAUGAAAUCCUGGAACUCAGAGUUAAAUUAAGAACAAGGCAUCCCACAGAACCUAAUCUGAACAAUCCCCAAUGAUUCCCUCUGCUUUUUGAAUGCUUCCAAGACUUAUCAUGAAAACUGUCAAUGGAUAAUCAUUUCCUGCUGACUUUGCACGCCAAGGAAUGCUACUAGGGAUUGUUUCCGUUUUUGUUUGUUUUUUCUAAUAUUUGGUACUUCCCAGAAUGGUGUAAAUACUUCUUUUCAAUGUUGUGACCAAGUAUUGUCACUCAGCCAAUAACUUUUCCACACCUGGGGGUUGGUGGCUGUUCUUACUGUCCAAAUGAAGCUAAAAAGAAAGGCAUCUUUCUUCCCUUUUAAAAUUGUGUAAACUGCAAAUUAUAAUAUAAUUUGAAUUUAUGAUUAUUUUCCAGAAGAAAUCUUGUAAACCUGUGGAUACUCAUUAAUUCUUUUGUUAAUAUUUAUUUCCAUGAUAGCAUCAUUCCAGCCAGACUUGCUGAAAAUCUACUGGUGAGGCAAAUAUAAUAUAUAUAAAUAUGCUACAUAUAUAUUUAUAAAAUUUCUAGUGGGAGUUCUAUAUAAAUGUUUCUUUGGUAUUCUUCAGCCUGUGAUUUAAAGUUUUACAAAAAGCAGAGCUUUUUCCUAAGUUACUUUUCAGUUAGGUAACUGUGUGAUCCAGUUCUUCCAGCUGCUUCUGUAAUGAGGCACAUAUUAAUACAGUUUUUAUAUGGUAUCUAUGAAAGAGUUCACUUCAUAGAGAAUAAUACUUGAGCAAAUGUAUCCAAGAAAGCAAGCAAAUGAAAAGAAACCUAUUUAUGGAAUAAACUCCAGAUCUGAAAUUCAGUAUUUUAGAAAAAUGCCAACUCUUCUUACUGUAUUUAUUAAAACUUGUAAUAAUGUGAUUUUUUUCAAGGAUAUUAGUUCAAAUUGAAAUGGUUUCAUGCCACACGGAAAUCUUUAAGUUAUUUGUUGAGGUACCAUAUAUUUAGGGUGCUAGGGGCAAGUAAUGUUAAUAUGUGCAAUAGGAACUACUGGUUUGAAUGUGUAAAUGGGUGAUCUCUCUGAGUCCUGGCAACAUCCAGCAAAACUACUGCUUAUUCUCCAAAGAAUAUUGGGAGCUCUCAAUCCUCGGUGAUAUGGGAAAGAGAACUGAGUAUUUGCCCUAUGACUGAGCUUUCUAUAGGAAUUUUAUUAAAGAAUGUUUAAUUUUGUUGUCCUCCUUAAUGUUCUCAGUCAAAUAAAUGAGUGAGCUGGUUUCGGCUGUUCUUGGAA
This is a messenger RNA of Pan troglodytes (chimpanzee), 5097 nucleotides long. It is a transcript of the gene PIK3CB, whose product is annotated as phosphatidylinositol-4,5-bisphosphate 3-kinase catalytic subunit beta. The record is from RefSeq and is a predicted model, not a curated record. Gene Ontology annotation, biological process: phosphatidylinositol 3-kinase/protein kinase B signal transduction; phosphatidylinositol-mediated signaling; phosphatidylinositol-3-phosphate biosynthetic process. Lineage: Eukaryota; Metazoa; Chordata; Mammalia; Primates; Hominidae. The coding region runs from base 516 to 3728 and encodes 1070 amino acids. Gene Ontology annotation, molecular function: 1-phosphatidylinositol-3-kinase activity; 1-phosphatidylinositol-4-phosphate 3-kinase activity. The transcript has 24 exons. Gene Ontology annotation, cellular component: plasma membrane; cytoplasm; phosphatidylinositol 3-kinase complex.